Puccinia triticina is the source of this 1284-nucleotide messenger RNA. RefSeq lists its product as uncharacterized. Lineage: Eukaryota; Fungi; Basidiomycota; Pucciniomycetes; Pucciniales; Pucciniaceae. The record is from RefSeq and is a predicted model, not a curated record. The transcript has 3 exons. The coding region runs from base 1 to 1284 and encodes 427 amino acids.
AUGUACUUUCGUGCUACCUUCCAACAGUACAUUGCUCUCCAUUCAAUCUUCUACUUUGUUGCUAUAGUUUCACCCACCCAAUCGGGCAAUCUUAAGUUUUCUGAAUGGGAGCAUGCCGCAGAGAAACAAACAGAUUUCUUUGGGGAGCAGUUCAACCCUGCUUUAUCGGCAUGGGCUACACCGAUCAUUCCUGCAACUGAUUUAGUAAAUCCAGGGAGUGAAUCUCAUCAUCAACAUCAUUCCCUGGGGCAACCAUUGGGGCCAGACUUUGAAGGCGAAGACCUUGAUUCAAUGCCACUCUCUCCUGGUUUGCAAGAUAUGCUACAUGAACUAGAAAGCAGCAUAUGCCAGACCAGCCACCCUCAAGGACAAUUCUCAUCCACAUUUGAUCUAAUUCCGCUUUCUCCCAGUCAAAUAGAUACUUGGGCUCAUUAUCCUGAGACAGUCAUUCCUGCUCAUGAUAGAAUGCAUAAGGGAAAAUUCGGAUCGGGGCAAACGCCUUCAAUAAGUAGUGGUAUGAUUACUGAAAUGGCCCAAAACAUUCACAGCAGCAAAUGUGUCGACCAAGUCCCAAAAGCUGGACCAGGCUUUAGUGGCGAAUGGUCCUUGAGUAAGACAUCAAAUGACAAGAACAACUGGUUGUCAUUAGAAAACCCAAAGAAAAGACCAAAAUCUAAAUAUCUCAGUCAGAGGCAGUCCAAGCGCGCAAAGGGUUGUGUUCCUCAAAGUAAUUUGAUCGAAGGAUAUUGUAUGAUAUUACUCCUGAAAAAACGCUUUGAUAGGUUUGGCGAGAGACUAGUUUCAACAUUUUCCGUUCGUAAAGAGCGGAAUUCAAAAAAACGUAUCCCUCAUCAAGAGUUACAGAAUAUAUCGAUAUUUCCAGGGCAAGAAUGCACUGCGGUCCUGAGAGUCGUGGAUCCAUUGACCAAAAGAUCCGCAGAAAGUAGGAAGUUGGCUUCAAGCUACUAUCUUCUGAUCAGAUGGCUCUAUGUGCUCCAUGAGGAUUGGUUGAAGAGGUGGAAUAUCCCCACAUUCAUGCACAGGGUUUGGCAAGAUAAGUUAUUGGACUGGCUUGACUACGAAAUUUCUGGAUCGGAUGAUUAUGGUAUUCCAAUCAUUGGGAUCAGAAAAUCAUCAAAAUUUGAAUGGACAAAAGAUGAUGAAUUUCGCGAUACUCAGAUCAAACUAAUUUAUUACUUCUCCCAGAUGGAUGAAGGGAUUGAAGUAGUAAAUACUGCUAAAUACUUGUUGGAGAAAUUCAAAGCUAGGAAUCCAAGUGAGUAG